CUUUCUUUGCGAAGAACAACUUCUAAGUGUCCUUGUUCGUUAAUUGCAUUUAGGUUCUGAAGUAACACUUGAUUCUACCCAUUCGAUCCUUCAAGCUUAAUGUACUUUUUCUCAGACGUUUCAUCUCUAGGUGCUGAAUGGCAGAUAAAAAAUUGGUGAGGGUCGAAAACGUCACUAAAGUGUCGGUAUUGAAACCGCUUUAUUCGAACAUGAAGGUUUCAUCACCUUAUGCACGCUUUUUGUCUUGGUAACAGAUAUAUCCUUUUGUCGGUAAGAUUGUGUUUGCUCUUCAAAUAUUUUUACAAAGCAGUAACCCUGACUCUCCCAUGGUUACAAGUUAGGGCAAGUCAAGAUACAGAAUGGUGUGAUCCUGAUAUAAUGUAAUACGGAUAAGUUAGUCGCUCUACAGAAAGUAGAAAGGACUAUUUUCACUAACUUUAUGAUUAUUUUACGUCUGUUCGAAAGCUCUACUCCAUUUUUCUAACCUGAAUGAAUUUAUUCAAAUAAUUGCUCCAUUUUAGAGCGCCAUACCGAUAUGUCAAGUUUAAGUCAUAAAUAAACCCAGCAAAACCCGGGCGAAUCCCCACAUAGUGUGGAUUAUUGUCCUAUUUGUAUUUUUAAAAAAUUUGGGCGAAAUAAAUUCCAAUUUAUAUUUUGAGAUUUUUAUUUUAAUAGUCACAAAAGCGGAUAUAUUUUAUCUACCUAGAUACAGUUCUCAUGCCCCUUUGAUAUCAAACAGUAAGCUUUGGACGAGUUCUAGAAGAGUUGUUACAGUAGUUCGUAGCUCAUUAUGAGUCAGUUUGCUGGCGAUCACUGUGAAAAUUUGUAGUUCCGUUCUGAAAUGCGUCGAAAAAACUAUUGAAGUCAGGAAUGCGAAUGUAGUUAUAAGAUCACAAUCAAUUAUAGCCUGGAGUCUGACUACAUAUCCCAAGACGACUCAGGCUACUCUUCAAGUUGACAUCAUUGUGCAUGCUACAAAUCUUCUAACAAACGCUCCUGAGAGACAAGAAAUACACACCAAAAAUGCUUAAGGUGAACUCCGGUCCAGAAAUAUUGUUUUCCAAAUAUGUGUAGGUUAAAAAUGUAAAUGCUCUUUGAUUCAAUAUUUGGAGGGCUACUCAUUUUGGACGGAAAUGGCAUGACCAACGAGCUUGCGUUGAAGUCACACCUCACGGUUCAUACUAAAAAGUGGAUAACUCCUUGUCGUGUCCAGCUACUAUGGUCACUCUGAUGAACAUACAACACAAGAAACGCUAUUGCAGAAAUGCAUGGAUAAGAGUGGGUGCAAUGAAGGGUUUGUGAACAUUGCUAAAUGGGCUAUUCCAUGGCAUGCAAGUCAAUGAUGAUCGUUGGAUAUCUCUGACAUUGACGAGGACUGGUAAACUGCCCGAUAUUCAGUGAUCCGACAGGUAGAUUAUUUGGCUGAUGUCUAACGAAAUUUUACUAACUCUACACAUGAAAAGCCUUCAAGACCAACAGCGAUUCUUGGAACAAAACCGGUAAAUGGAAAGCUGAACGAGAACAACGUCACAACCACAAAAAGCAAGGCUUGUUGUUAGAGACAACAGUUGUCACGUAGUAGGUAGUAAUGAAAGGUUUACACAUAGUCCUUUAAGUAAAAAAAUGGGCGUCCUAUCAUUAUGAGAACUUUAAAAUCUACAGCUCAGUUGAUCUUCCAUAAUUCCACCAUCUAAUACCAGUGAGAUUUUAACGUAUUCCUCAUAAAAAAUGUUAAAAAUAUAAACAUGGUGCAAGUAUGGAUACUUAAGCCAAUUGAAAUACCAUCAACGGCAACAAAACCGUAGGCUGUAUUGGUGAAAAUUCUGAACGAGAAAAUAACCAUCGUGGUUAACAAACACGGAAAAAGUGGCUGACAUUCUGCUGCAAGGCUGUCAACGGUCAGGAGAACGUAUAUUUGCUGUGAUAAAUUACCAAGUAUUUAUGCAAUGUAUGUACAUCAUACAAUCGUCUAUUUUCUCCAUCUGAACCAUCUUCUCGUCUGUUCUUCACUCGUUCUGUCAACGCCGUACAUUCGAUGUACUAUAACUCUUCUAUCCGUCUAACACUUUUUGAUACCGACAUUACGUUCUGCUACAUACUAGCUGCAAACAAUCUUGUAAGUCUCAUCAACUACACUACCAUCAGUAAACAAUCUUGAUUAGUAGGUAAGAUAAAUCCGAGAUCUUUAGUAAUGCAGUUUUUUAUUUUUACAUUUGCUCUUGCUCUUGUGGUUUGCUGGCCACUAAGUAACCCUAGUGAUAUUUGAUCUACGACCCCGCUCAUAUUGACAGCAAACAUUUGGCACGAAAUAUGGACUAGCUUUUAAAUAUAACAAAUAUAUAUAAUACGAAUGGUCGUACAAGUUACUAUGAGAUAAACAACGAAAGGAAGUUCACCAAAACAUUUCAGGAGCUGGUAAGACAAUCAAAUAUAUGAAAACAUACUACCGUCGUCUAGAUGAACUACUAGACGAACAGAUAUAUCAAGCUCAUAACACACUCAUCAUCUACUGAGACUUUUCCGUAACGUCCACAUGAAUAAGUUAAAUUUCUCAUUGUUUUAUAACAGGUUAUUACAAGUACAUUCGACACGUUACAUAUUGGAAUUCAUACGUUACUUAUACAAUUCUUGGGAUUAUUCGUGACAGCUGAUUGCUCAUGGUUGAAGAUAGUAGGGGUCUCGGUGAUUCCGUUGGACAGCAGUACUUUGGUGAUAGCGUCGUUGACAGUUCAUUUUAUUCGGACAACAUUAAGACAAAUGUUUUCAACUUUAUGGGAGAACUUAAACCGAACGUCCAUGACGUUAGUAAUUCCAUCAAGCCGCCUCACACAUCGGAAAAACGAAAACGAACGAGUCCUGUUUCGGAUAAUGUUAUACCCCACAAAUACUACCUCUGUGAAACGGCUAUGGCAAAUCAUUUUGCUCAAAUGAAUCUAACCUUACCGGUCGAUGCAUCCAAAAUUCAAGGUGAUUGCAACUCACCUUUGUUUGGUGAUUCGUCCUGCUUUCCACUUGACUCAAGUCAGAUUGCUUCCGCUCAUCACUUGUAUCAAAACUUGUCAUUGCACACUAACAAAGAAGCGGGUGUUAUUACUAUUAAUGACGAUGAGGAUAUUGAUGAAGAUGCGCAAAUCGAAAGAUCACCUUUACGAUUUUCAAAUGAUUUGAAAGAUCACUUAAGAUUUAAACGAAUGAAUCCAACAGAUACGUUCCUAAGAGGACUGUAAGUUUCUUCGUUUACUAUUACUGUUAACUGUUGCUUUUGAUAUUUUAGUACUCUAUUGUUCACCACGACCUAGCAUUGUUCGGAUAAAAAUGCAUACGUUUACAGUCGUUUUUCUUGUGGUAACAAAAUAAAUUAAACAAGGAAGCGGAAAUAGUGUGAAACAUCAUACAAUUUUACCACACUUCAGAUCAACACUGAAAAAUGUCAUUGAAAAUAAUGAUUUUAAUUUAGUUUGGGAUAGGUUGGAUUAUCCCGUGGUUGAUAUUUUGGCGUAUGUGCAACCUGUGCGGAUCUCUUCAAUAUAGCCAUUAUGACUCAAGUUAAUGUAGAAUACAUAAAAUGCGGCUAGUGGUGUAAUCUAGUACGCGCAUUUAGUCCUACUUGGGACUUGCCAGCUGGAUACACAUGCAUCCCAGAGUUGAUGCUCAUUCCGGGACUUGAACCCAGAACCGUUUGCUUUAACUCCAUCACGUUAUCCACUUAGCUACUGAGUCCAGAUAUCCCAAACUGAUCAAAUGUGAGUCAAAAUGUCAAAAAUGAGAUAGCCCAAACCGUUCCAAAUUGAAUUAAAAAUUAUACCCGUUGUACAAGUAAGUGGCUAUCUGGACUUAGUAGCUAAGUGGGUAACUAUGGAAUUUGAAGCGAACGGUAUGGAGUUCAUGUCUCUAAACGAACAUCAAAUCUAGCAAGUCCCAAGUAGGACAAAACACACGUCCUGGAUUCUACUACUAGCCACAUUCCAUCUACCCUACAUUAAUGAUCCUAAUACUUUUUAAUGAAUGAGACACUAAUUAAAUAAGUUAAGAUAACGAAUAAAGAUGUGGAGUAUCAAGUGACCUAAAUUGUAAUGAUGAUAAAUGGUAUGUGUUUCUUCAUGAUGAAAACUAUUUUCAAGCCAGUCCAGCUUAAAUAUUCGAUUAUCUCUCUCACUGUCGAUCAGCAACACUUUACAGAUUAGACCAACAGUUAGUGAAUCCAUAAGUUGUUAAUUUUGUUUAUUUAUUUGAACACAUAAACAUUGGUACAAGGGGGCACCAAAUAUAUAUGCGCCACGCAAUAACAAUGAGGCUAGUAGCAGUCAUCAUUGCUUUAUGUGAGGCCCGGGUGCCCAACCCGAAGCAGGUGGUUUUCUUAGGGUCCACACCCGGAGUCUUUGACCUAAAGGUCUAAUCCACAAGGCAGUGGAGCAACGUCAGGAGAUACGGUCCUGUGGUAGCCGAUGACCAACAAUAGGUUUAUAAGCCUUUUUCCCCUCAGGAUCCUGGAGCCCAUGUAUACUAUUGUUUUGGAAACAGGGUUUUCCAACUCCCCUAGGUGGAUCUUCCAUAUCCACUGAGCCGGUUAAAGCGCCAGACAUCCUCAUAUCGUCUUCUCAAUUUCAUAAACAACAGUAAUUUCGCGAGAAGGCAGUGAGUACAUACAUAUCUCACUCAUUGAUAUGUAUAACUACAGAAAGAAGUUAUAUUUAUUGAUAUUCACUAGAGAAAAUACUGUAUAUUCCACUUAACAAUCAAAGUUUAUUCUGAUUUCAUUCUCACCAAUCAUAAGGAAGUCUCUAAAUAGUGCGUGUUUAAGCUUCAAAUCAAUGCUAAUGCUAUGUUUAUUCGUUGUCGCACAUAUCCAGCAUCCGACGCGACCCAUGAUGUAAUCGGUAAAACAAUGUCGAAAAUUACUUUCCCUUGGUAUUCGAUGGAUAUUUCAUUCUUUAUUGACCUCUGUUUUGUAGCAUGUAACCUUAUGUGAAAAUAGAUCAUAUUUCAUUAUUUCUUUGCAAGGGAAAAUUUCAUUCUUCACCAUGCAACUCUUUUUCUUUACUAAAAUAAUGCAAUUUUAUUAGGCUUUCAUCUGAACCGUCACUCGCGAUAGUGCCGUUUAAUCCUGAUCCCCUUAAAGGUUUACUUCCGCCUAAUUUCUCAGAUCAAGAGUCAAGUGAAGAAAACUCGGACUCUAAAGUGUUACCAGAUAGUCAAGUGCUCGAUUCAUCUACUGUCUUCCCUACCAAUUCCUCUACAUUUGGUAACGUUUUGUGUAUGGAUAUCGAUUCAGAUUUCACGGGAUAACAAAAACAGUCUGGUUUUUAUUUGAGUAAGCUAAACGUUUUUGCAUUUUCCUAGUUUAUAUUAGUGUUUCACAUGCACUUGAAAUUGUUCUUGACUCCAUGGCUUAAAAUGAAAGGUAUUUAAAGAUUCAGAAUGUUAAUAACUUAUUUUCUAGUUUUAUUUAAUACCCCGCUUCUUAAUUCUUUAGCAUUAAUCAUUUAAUUACUCAAUCAUACACGAGUGUCAUAGACAAAAUACUUUUAAUCUACGGAUACUUUCUGCUGGAGUUGUUUCAUAUUCGUAAAAGAAUACCUAGCUAGUUUAUACUCAGUAUAGUGUCUUUGUGAUAGAUUGACAAUCAUCUAUCCCGCUCCACGAGUGAGACAAAUUAUGUGAAGUCAUAUGAACUUUUCAUAUUCAUGCUGAAAUUUCACCAGCCACGAAACCAAUUUGUUUGGUAAGACUAUUGACAUUGGUGGGUUGACUGACGCUACAAAGUCCUGAAACAGUAUUCUUCAAUUAUAGAAAUUGAAGCUUAUUCUAGGUAUUUUUCACUUUCUCACAAUGUGCUUAAUAAAUUACACCCGUGUCAUUCCAAAAGACAUUGGGCUUAGCUGAUUAUUAGUGGUUCUUGAUGCACAAACCUGUAUUUGGUGAGUAGAUCACAUGUUAGCACAUUAACGAAUUUAAAAACGCAAGGAUGGGGCAUUCUACAAUAGGUACAUUGAUUGUCUUACUGCAUAAUUUUAUUUAUUUUUACACCACUUUUCACACUUAUUAUUUUCUAAUUGUAACCAUCGCCGUUCCUUUUUGUCACCAGAACGUCAACAGUUCCCAACUAAAUUUGGCCAUUGAGUCAAAAUUAUAACUACCUGCUAAUCGUGUAAGAGAUAAUCUCUUUUGUGAUUCUUUUUCAUUUAAAUAAUUGUUAUGUUUUUACUCACAUAUGAAAUGUAUUUCAUUUAAUUGUUAUCUUCAUUUCUUGACAAAUUAUAAAGAAACUGUUCACAUUGUACAUAAUUGUCAUUUCCUAACGAAGUCUACCCCUGCAUAUUCAGCUCCUUCACUUAGCAUUUGCGUAAGUAAUGGUUUUUUCCCUUUGAAAUCUUUAGUUAUUAUUUGUAUUAUGGUUUCUCUAAGUCAUUUUUAUCAGUCUACAUUCUAACAAUCCGAGUGUUUUAACUUAAUGAUAGAAAAAUCGAGAAUAUAUUUCAGGAACAACUAGAGAAACAGUUAGUCAACCAUGAUUAUGAUAUCCACCCUGAGGUAGCUUUCCAUGAAAUCCAGAAUUCUUUGGAAACAGCAAUGGUAUGUGCCAGUAACUUAAACUAAAAGGUUAAAAAAUAUCAGUGGAUUUUGGCGGCGUCUACUGAACAGAUAAAUAUUUGGGAAUUCAACCUGUCAGGCUCCGAGUACGAUGAGCUCGAAAUCAACCCAAAUGUAGGCCGGCUGUAAGUAGUGACGGGUAGCGAAAGCUGAGGAGGUGGAACAGGGAACGGUUAUAAGUGACAAUAAACAACUAUCUAAGCUUAUCGAGUAAGGCAGCAUUCCGAGUAUGUUACAAUUCUCUCAAUCUGAGUGCAAAAUUUUGCUUCAAGAUUGGCUUGGGUCAGUGCGUGAAAUAAGAAUAGGAAAUGGCCUAGUUGAGCGCAUCGACUGUUUCACUUAUCCUGAGAUUCUCAUCAUUCCUGACGUAUAGUGUGUUAUAACUUGUGACCGCUGAUUAAAGAGUAGUGACUUAUCGAUCGGAUCAAUGACGCGUAAACACGUGCGAGCAGUCUAGAGCUCUGAUUGACCCUGCUUUCCAGUCUAACCCAGCCAGAUAAGUCCAGAACACAAGUCUCAGCCUCUGCGAUAUGAAUCGUUAUAUUUCAAACAUACUCUGUUUAUAUACCAAUCAAGAAGACCACAACGUACCAUAAAAUAGAAAAUAACAUUUGUACAAUAUUUGGCCAACAGGAAAAUGACACGUGAAAUAAGUAUUGACCAGUAUUAAAAUGACACAUGAAAUAAAUAUUUGGCCAAUAAGAAAGUGAUAUCAUCUCAAGUCCAAGGAUAGCAUUAGACUUAACAGAAUAAUUUUUGGGAUAUUUUUCUGAAUAUCCCAACAUAGUGUCUGACGAAAUCUCAACACGGAUCCAAAAAACCCGAUUGACUAUUAGCAACAUAUGUCACUUGUGGCGUAGACGAGAUAUCUAUCUUUAAAAUAAAUGGUGAGUUUAUUGUGAGACAGUUAACUUCGUUCUAUUUAUGAAUAUAAAACAUGGCUGUUAAUAAUAAAGAAUAUCCCCAGGUCAAUGGUAUUCAAUCAUAGGUGUCUUCCAGGCUUUGCUUGUGUAUUUUGGGACCAUCGGGUGAACAAUAGCGAUUUUAGGCAUGGGGUACCAGGUAAACAGGGCGAAUCAAUUGAUGAAGUUGUUAGUGAAUCUCUAUCAUCUAACGUGGUUAGGACAUGUGUUGUAAAUACCCAACCAUCGCCUACUUCAACGUAUGAUGUUGUCUAGUGCAGAAGUAGGCUGACAGAUAGGGGCUGCCAAACCGAGAUAUGGCACUAGUCCAUAGAGUUACUGACAAUCGAACUGUGGCAAGUUAGUAGGUGUAGGGUACCUGGUUGGGUUCCUAGUGGUUAGAGACUUUGAAUGAAAUGGUUCACAGCAGUUUACAGUAGUUUAGGUACAUCCAUUUCUCGUCUUUCCCCAGAUUUUAAGCUUUUGGAUUCUACAUAUUUUUAUUUCACCAAUUUAUAUUUUGAAUCGUAUCGUCGGUAGUUAAUUUUCUCUAUUGUCACUAAUAUUAUUACUACCUCCACCAUCUUGGGAUUUGCUCUAACAUUCUCAUCACACUGUGCUAAUGGGCUGUGGCGACCUAGACCAACGUACAUAUCUGCCAGGUUCUACGUCUCGACUGGCUAAAUAACUUUUAUUAGACUUUUACAUUAUAAAUGUCUAAACAUUUGGUAGAAAGUUAGCAGCUAGUGUUCAUUAUUCUUAUAUAAGAUUUGAAUAUUUGUUGUGGCUUAAAGUAUUUUUGGCGGAAUAUAAAUGUUGUUAGUUUGUAAGUUAAUGUUUUUUAUUUUAUGUAUUGGUACAUCGUUUAUAAAUUUAUAGACAAAUAAAUUGGUUAUCAAGAAGUUUAUUGAUAACCAAUUAUUGAAACUUGUCCACUGAAUAACACUUACAAAGAUUUGAGGAAUUAGCGAUUUCUCUUCCUUUUUAAAAAAAAAUGAAGAUCUAAGGAUGCCACAAGGAAAUAAACGUUUUAUUGUUUCAUGAAUGUAAUGCAUAACCUUUUUCGUUAGUUAUUUGUCAUGUAUGAUAACGGUUCAGUAUUCGCUGCUUGAACUCCGGCCACCAUCUAGUACAUAUAAAUCUACUUCACUUACGUUAUUUGUUUACUGUGAAAUAUCAUCGUUGACUCACAUAUAAAAUAAUUUAGACCAAAAAUUUAAUAGAAGUUAAGUUACAUUAAACUAUUUCUAUUUCUGAAGUUUCGUAUUGUUCAUUGUUGUAUUCAUCAUAUUGACUCUUAUUCCAUUCAUUUUAUUCGUUUGAUAUCUUGUUGAUGGUUGAACUGGUAAAAAGAAAUUAACCACUACAGGAUUUUAUGCAGUAGCUUCUGAGUUCAAGCCUGAAAACAAUGAUUAACCUUACUUAGAUAGUAGAACUUAUUAAUGUGAUAUAUCUCAAAUUGUCUUAAGUGUUUCCUGUUUAUAUUUCAGACACACAUAUCGGGUGGUUUAAUAUAGUGGAUAGUCCAUGCAUUUUCUGAUGUUACUGUAUUAAUGAACAAGACCUUUGAAGAUUACAGCACACCUUGCCUUUGAUUGUUAUCUUUAUCAUUUGUUGGAUAUAUAUUGUUUAUAUCUUUUACAACGUAUAAGAUAUGCUGUACUGAUUUUUUAUUGUAGUGCACGUAUAUAUUGUUGGUUUUUUCAAUAUUUAUUGGUGUACUCAUUGUAUAUGAACACUAUAUUUUCUAGAUUUCUUUCUGUUUAGAUAGAAAUAUAUCAAGUUUUUCAGCGUAACAAGUUUUUUUUUGUAUUUCGACUAUCACAAACUGCUAUUUCUUGAACACAUAAAUUACAGUUUUAAAAUAAUGUUAAGGUUAGUGAUUCCGACUCAAACCAUCAUGAUUGUUAUAUAUGGUCGUCACUGAUUGUUAUAUCGGAAUCACUUAUUACUUAUACUUGUAAAAACAAAUACACACUACAGUUCUCACGACGCAAAAGUAAGAACACUAAAAGUGAUACAAGUGAAUAUUUAUUCACCCUAAAACACGAUGACGACGACUCGAAUCGAAAAUACACUCAUUAAUAUAUUGAUUGUAUGUUCAUUUUGAUAAUUAAUUAGGAUGGAAUUACAUGCUGCAUGUCAAUAUAGAGUAUAACUCAUGUGAAUUUAAUACGGGAAAGCAUUAACAAAUACUACACUGAGUAAUUAUCACAUUCAAUUAAAAUAGAAUUAACGUUGAGCAUAAAUCAUUAUGA
Molecule: messenger RNA, 9751 nt
Organism: Schistosoma haematobium
Lineage: Eukaryota; Metazoa; Platyhelminthes; Trematoda; Strigeidida; Schistosomatidae
Exons: 3
Coding region: 2658-3227 (189 amino acids)
Source: RefSeq, a predicted model, not a curated record